Molecule: messenger RNA, 2037 nt
Organism: Dovyalis caffra
Lineage: Eukaryota; Viridiplantae; Streptophyta; Magnoliopsida; Malpighiales; Salicaceae
Source: the annotation of a GenBank genome assembly
AUGUCCAAGCUAAACAUGUCUGAUGGGAUUGCUGCAAAUGGGGUUGGUCCUUAUGCUCUUCCGAAUGGUGUGGGAACGGUGGCUGGCGAACAUCCGUAUGGGGAGCAUCCAUCAAGAACAUUAUUUGUUCGGAAUAUCAAUAGUAACGUAGAGGACGCUGAAUUGAGAUCUCUCUUUGAGCAAUAUGGAGAUAUCAGAACAUUAUACACUGCAUGCAAGCAUAGAGGCUUUGUGAUGAUAUCUUACUAUGAUAUUCGAGAUGCUCGGACCGCAAUGCGUGCACUACAAAAUAAGCCCUUAAGGCGGAGAAAACUGGACAUUCAUUUUUCAAUUCCCAAGGAUAACCCUUCUGAAAAGGAUAUAAAUCAAGGAACUCUCGUGGUGUUCAAUUUGGAUGCGUCUGUAUCAAAUGAUGAUCUUCGCCUAAUAUUUGGGGCUUAUGGAGAGGUCAAAGAGAUAAGAGAAACACCUCACAAGCGGCACCAUAAAUUCAUUGAAUUUUAUGAUGUUAGAGCUGCGGAGGCAGCUCUCAGAGCAUUAAAUAAGAGUGAUAUUGCUGGGAAACGCAUUAAGCUUGAACCUAGCCGCCCUGGUGGAGCACGUAGAACUAUGAUGCAGCAAAUAAGUCAAGAGCUGGAACAAGAUGAAGUUCGAAGUUUCCGACAUCAAGUAGGCUCACCAGUGGGAAACUCUCCUCCAGGUACUUGGGCACAAUUUGGCAGCCCAGUUGAACAUAGUCCAUUGCAUGAUUUAAGCAAGUCCCCAGGGCUUGGAAGUUUCAGCCCUAUCGCCCCAAUUGGCAAGGACCAUGGAAGGGCUAACCAUGCCAACCAGAUGCUUAACAACUGUGGAUCAAUGCAAGGGGCUGCCUAUCAGCAUUCUCGUUCAUUCACUGACCAGAAAUUGAGCACGAGUCCUGUUCCCAUGUCUGCUUUUGGGGAAUCGAAUUCAAAUUCAUCUGGUAUAGGCACAUUGACUGGUCCUCAGUUUCUCUGGGGAAGUCCUGCUUCUUACUCUGAGAGUGCCAGUUCUUCUGCUUGGCCAACAUCAUCUGCUGGAAAUGCAUUUCCAUCACGUGGUCAAGGACAGGGUUUCCCACUCACCAGCAGGCAUGGAUCUCUCCUUGGUUCGCAUCACCAUCACGUUGGAUCUGCUCCAUCUGGCCUUCCUCUUGAUAGGCAUUUUGGCUUCUUCCCAGAAUCACCGGAAACAUCCUUCAUGAACCAAGUUGCAUUGGGGGGCAUGGGUUUAAAUCGAAGCACUGGAAGUUAUAUUAUGAACAUGGGUGGCCGUGCAGCUAUGGGUGCGGGCAUUGGACUUCCAGGACCACCCCUGACUGAAAAUGGUUCAUCCAGUUACAGGAUGAUGUCCCUGCCUAGGCAUAAUCCUAUGUUUUUGGGGGCUGGUUCUUAUUCAGGACCAGGGACAAUUAUCAAUGAAGGAUUUGCUGAACGUGUUAGAAGUCGGCGAGUUGAGAAUAGUGGGAGCCAGAUAGAUAGCAAGAAGCAGUAUCAGCUUGAUUUGGAUAAGAUCAUUAGAGGGGAAGAUACGAGGACAACUUUAAUGAUUAAAAACAUCCCUAAUAAGUACACAUCAAAGAUGCUGCUGGCUGCUAUUGAUGAAAAUCACCGUGGUACUUAUGACUUUCUCUAUCUUCCCAUUGAUUUCAAGAAUAAAUGCAAUGUGGGCUAUGCCUUCAUUAAUAUGGUGUCUCCCUCACGCAUCAUUUCCUUCUAUGAGGCAUUUAAUGGGAAGAGGUGGGAGAAAUUUAAUAGUGAAAAAGUUGCUUCACUGGCAUAUGCACGAAUUCAGGGCAAGGCUGCCCUUGUGACGCACUUUCAGAAUUCAAGCUUAAUGAAUGAAGAUAAGCGGUGCCGUCCAAUUCUCUUCCACUCCGAGGGCCAAGAGGCUGCUGAUCAGGAACCUUUCCUAUCUGGUAAUUUAAACAUCUGUAUCCGUCAGCCCGAUGGUUCUUAUUUUGGGGAUUCGUUGGACAGCCCAGAGGACAGUCUGGAUGAGAAACUGGAGAAGAAUUAA